AUGCUGGAUGACACUUAUGCUGAAAUCUGUUUUAAUUAUAGACCCAAAAAAAAAAUGGUUACACCUUAAAAAUAAUAGUCUACUUUUAAAUCAAAAUAAGAUGUUUAUGAUUAUGUAGAUAAAUUGUAAGCAUAGGCUAAAUUACCACCGAUUGAACAUGAAUUCUAUUUGAAUUCAUUUCGUUCUUCUAAUUCAAAUAAAUAUAAGCCUAUAUAAUGUUCAAAAAGUGUUCUUGUUUAAAAAUAAACAAAAAAUACAAGACUUAAUAGUUUAAUGAGUGAGAUUAGUAGUACUUUAGAAGAAGGGAUUAUAACAUAAUAAGAAAUAAAUGAUUCUUAUUCAAAAGAGAAAAAAAGAUUGGAAGAUAAAGAGUCAAAAUAUUCUAAGUUAUUAUAGAAUUUAGAAUAGAAAAAUCAUAUAACUAAUUCUAAUUGGAAAAAUUUAAUAAAACAUCAUUUUAGAAAUCUUAAUGAAUAUAUGGAUUAUGCUAUUAAAGAUAUCAAAGAAGAAAAACAUUUUGUUUAUUCGCAUUAAAUAUCAACUAGACAUCAUUAUUUAUUUGUAGAUAAUGAAAUAAGAAGAAACUUUUUAAAAAGAAGAUAAACUAAGACAUGA
Paramecium primaurelia is the source of this 615-nucleotide messenger RNA. The record is from the annotation of a GenBank genome assembly. NCBI's taxonomy places the organism in Eukaryota, Ciliophora, Oligohymenophorea, Peniculida, Parameciidae.